Molecule: messenger RNA, 753 nt
Organism: Closterium sp. NIES-65
Lineage: Eukaryota; Viridiplantae; Streptophyta; Zygnematophyceae; Desmidiales; Closteriaceae
Source: the annotation of a GenBank genome assembly
AUGCUAAUCCAAAUGGACAAGGCUUCAUACGAGUUUUCUACAGGCGGCGUCACUAUAACCUUCAGCGCCAUCAUUCUACAGUACGUGCUGAAGCUGAUUCUCGCCGCCCGGUUCACCGUGCGAGCGCAGCGGGUCAACGGCUACAUCUUUGGCGCGGCGUGGUGGGGCUUUGCGCUGAACUUCAUCGCAUACAUAAUUGCUGCUCAUGUCUUCGGCUCCCUCUGGUACCUGCUGGCGUCUGAGCGAGUGGCCACGUGCUUCCAGACGCUGUGCCAGCAGGUCCCCACGUCUGUCUGCAACCCCAAUUACGUGACGUGCCCCGAAGCAUACGAGACAACGACUUCCCAAGUGAGCCCUGCAUGGGCGGCGUGGGGCAGCAAUGCUACCCUCGAGACGACGUGCUUCGAAGGCGAUGGCACGUUCAACUUUGGCAUCUACCACAUGGCACUUCAACUCAUGAAGGAUGGGUCUGCUGUCGCCAAGAUCUUCUACGGCCUCUUCUUCGGCAUCAUGACUCUCAGCACCAACUUGGGCAUCUACAGCAUGGCGCUGCAACUCAUGAAGGAUGGGUCUGCUGUCGCCAAGAUCUUCUACGGCCUCUUCUUCGGCAUCAUGACUCUCAGCUCCUUUGGAAACGCCCUCGUCCCCAGCACCAACUUUGUGGAAACCACCUUCGCGGUCAUCAUGGUGCUGUCAGGUCUCAUGCUCUUCACUCUGCUCAUCGGGAACAUUCAGGUAUGUGUGUUGUGCUAA